AUGGAUGUAAAUAUUAAAAAAAUAAAUGGAAUCCAGUUUAUUUUAGUCUUUAAUUUCUUAUAUUUCCACUUAUUUAAAGCUCAAGCUUACAAGUUAUCCAAUAUCGGCAGCCUUAAUAAUUUCGUCAAUAUCUCAAAAUACGGAAAUAAACUUGAUAGUGAUCUUUUCCGCCUCUACGUGGACAAGGAAAGAGAUCUUCCUCCAACCGACAGAAUUCUGAUUUUUAAAGACCCCAAACAGCCUAGAGACUAUCUAUGGAAGACUCGCUGGCCAGAAACUGCUAAAAUGGUCCAAUUGAGAGCAAUAAAGCAUGGCGUUGGACAGAUCACUUCACCUGACGGAAUUGUAGAGACGGUUACUGCUCUCAGAGUAUUACCAUGUACAAUAUUACAGUUUAUGGAUUUCGGUUACGCACUUGUAUCAUACGGUACAUUUAAUAAAUAUGCCACAUCCCUUCUUAAAUUUAUUAAACAGAUUUUCAACGAAAAUAUAGGAAAACCACUUUGGACAAGACAUUGGAACAAUAGACCUGAAUUAGGAAAACUUAUUAAAAUCUCUGCAAAUAACGCCGAAACUUUCCCAGUUAAACUCCAGCCACCACAAGACUACGUGCUAGGCCAGCUUGUCGAUGUUUCCUCCUUUGUGGGAUGCACCCACGCCAAGGUUACUGGAAUCACAAAGGGGAAAGGGUUUCAGGGAGUCAUCAAAAGACAUGGAUUUAAAAGGGGACCGAUGAGUCACGGCUCAAAGCAUCACAGGAGGCCAGGGUCCAUAGGGGCCUCAACUACACCGGGUUGUGUAAAACCGGGUAAGAAGAUGCCUGGGAGAAUGGGCGGGAAGAGAUGUACCUUUAGAAAACUGAAGAUUCUGGGUCUAAACCCAGAAACCUCGCUUCUAUACGUAAAAGGUCAUGUAGCAGGUCCAAAGGGUUCGUACGUUACUGUAACAUCUGACGUCCAACCACCUCUUAAACAAUUAUUAAAAUAA
Messenger RNA from Theileria annulata, 987 nucleotides. RefSeq names its product 50S ribosomal protein L3, putative. Gene Ontology annotation, molecular function: structural constituent of ribosome. Gene Ontology annotation, biological process: translation. Bases 1 to 987 code for a protein of 328 amino acids. Lineage: Eukaryota; Apicomplexa; Aconoidasida; Piroplasmida; Theileriidae. Gene Ontology annotation, cellular component: ribosome. The record is from RefSeq and is a predicted model, not a curated record. The transcript has 5 exons.